CUGAGAAAACACAGAGCUGAGCUGACCAUAAAAAUGCAGAUACGUCCAACAUGGCUGCCGUGUAAAAAGUCACUCAUCAGGCGGAAUAUUAGAGCGGGAAAUGUGAAAAAAUCGUCCACUCCCCUGCACCAGACAUUAGUGGGCCGACCAACUAACUCAUGAUCAUUACUCAACAGGUCUUGAUUUCAAUCCCUAACAGGUUUUUCACUUUAUUACAGAGGGCUUCUCUUUUGCUCAUGUUUUCUUAUCC
Messenger RNA from Geodia barretti, 250 nucleotides. The record is from the annotation of a GenBank genome assembly. Lineage: Eukaryota; Metazoa; Porifera; Demospongiae; Tetractinellida; Geodiidae.